GGAAGAGGGUGGGAUCGUUCACAGAGAUGUAGUUGAGAAACUUUACUGACGCGCUUUUUUGGCUUGAAUAGUGGAAACGUCCCCGCUGACAAAUACAGCAGAGAUGGAUAAGAUAAUGUAAUUUGUUUUUAAAAUACAUUAUCGCUGUCUUCAUUGAAAGACAAGCAUCAGCAGCUGUUCAGUCAGUCGCGUUCACAUGGGGUUUGUGUUUGGGGCGUCAGUCUGUGUAUCAUAUCGCAGGGAUGUCCGCGCAAGGCUUGCUAAACAGCGUCUUCUCAUGUUCCUCAUCGGGCUCUAAAACCCUCGCAAAGAGGAAACUGCACCAGACUCGCAGCUUGGAUUCUGCGCUGAUCAGAAACUGCGCGACGCCUGGAGACGCCAGCGGUCAUCGGCCAUCCUGCUGGAGCUCGAGCUCCACAGCUGGAUUUACUAACAGCCAAAGCGCUUCAGAAAGCCUCGCUGUGGACCCCAGACUCAAACCGCGUCUUUCUACGUCGAGUUUGUCCACAUCUUCUGACGCUUCGUCGAUCUCCAGUCUUCACUUUGACUACAGAAGCGGCAAACGCAGCGCGUCCAGGGAUUUAUCUCUACACCUCUCUGGUUCUAGCAACAUCUUCUCACCGAGAAAGUGGCUUCAAAGAAAGUUGCCUCAGUCGGAUGCUGUUUCGCACAAUAUCUGUAAAUCUGAGGGAGAUUUCACCUGUAAGAAAACAGCCGGUCAUAAUUUCCACAUGCAGUCGGUUUCCAUUCAGAGUCUGUCGGAGCUGGAGAGAGUCCGGCUGCAGGAAGUCGCUCUGGUCAGACUGAUGAAAGACUUCGAUUUGGGUUGCCAGAUCACCAUCCCCAAAGAUGGCCAGAAGCGGAAAAAGUCACUCAGGAGGAAGCUGGAUUCUUUAUCGAAGGAAAAGAGAGACAAAGAGUCGGAUCCUCAGGCGUUCGGCGUGCCGCUCUCGCAGGUGAUUGUGAACGACCGGCGUCACAAGCAGCUGCAGGAGGAGCAGGAGGAGCAGCGGAGUCCGGCGGACCGGGUCUCUUCACUCCUGCACCUGACGGGCCGCAGAUCCACCAACAAGGAGCUUUCCAGCAGUAACUCGUCCCUCAGCUCGUCCUCCGAGACGCCCAACGAGGGCACCACACCCGGCACACCGGAGACGGCGCUGCGCUCGCGCAGACGGGGCGGCAUGUCCGUGGACUGCAUCACUGAUCUGGACGACAGUCACUCUCGUCUGCUGGAGGCUCUUCAGCUCUCCAUGCCUGUGGAGUCUCACGGCGAGAAGAAGAAGACGAGCGACGCCAAGCUCAGCCUCAACCCCAUCUACAGACAGGUGCCGCGCGUUCUGGACAGCUGCUGCCAACACCUGCAGAAGUAUGGUCUGCAGACGGUGGGCAUUUUCCGGGUCGGGAGCUCCAAGAAAAGAGUUCGACAGCUUCGUGAAGCCUUCGAUCAGGGUGCCGAUGUUGUUCUGGACCAGCGGCACAGUGUUCAUGACGUGGCGGCGCUGCUCAAAGAGUUUCUGAGAGACAUGCCUGAUCCUCUGCUGACCAGGGAACUGUACUCCGCGUUUAUCAUCUGCGCAUCUCUAGAUAAGGCGGAUCAGCACACGGUCAUACAGUUACUCAUCUGUCUGCUUCCCGCCUGCAACAGCGACACCCUUCAGUGUUUACUUCACUUCCUGUCAGACGUAGCCAAUCACGCGGAGGAUUCACGGGACGCUGAUGGGAACGAGGUGAUUGGUAAUAAGAUGACGUCUCUGAACCUGGCCACCAUAUUCGGGCCGAACCUGCUGCACAAGCAGAAGAGCUCAGAGAAGGAGUUCAGCGUGGAGAGCUCGGCGCGAAUGGAGGAGAGCGCGGCUAUCAUCAGCGUGGUGCAGCUCAUGAUCGACACGCACCAGACCCUGUUCACGAUCUCAGCGGAGCUGCAGAACGAGCUUCUGCUGAGUUUGCUGGACACAGACAGUGAUGUGGUGGAUUAUCUGCUGAGGAGGAAAACACCACAGUGUGAAGACAUGAAGAGCUCGAGUGGAGAAAUCUCUCCGUAUGAUAACAACUCUCCAGUGCUCUCAGAGUGGUUUCAUCCAUCAGGACCGGAGCAUCAGAGUCCCACAAGCCUCCAGCAUGCUUUCGAGAGGAACAACUCUGUCAACGUCUGCCUCUCACCCUCACAAGCCGGCGCCGGGGAAACCAUACAUGAUAAGGCUCGUAUCUGGCGAACACGACAUGCUCUUCUGUCAGGGCUUCAUGACAAACUCCUCACAGGUUCGGAUGGACACCUGUAUAAACGCGCCUCCUCUGAUGUUUUCUACGAUGACGAUAACGACACAAAACCUGUGCAUGAGACGCAAACGUCCCAUACAAAUAUCGCCGCUGAAUGUAAAGCAUGCCUGCAGGUCACGAGUGCAGACGGCAGUCCUCUGAGCACCCCACCCCAUCAAAUGCAUCCAACCGCAUCGAGCCGCCAGACUGCAUUUCACCAAUCAGAGGAGAUGAUGGCAUCUCCAGACGACAGACUUCCUGCCGUGUCCGUGCAGCCGCGUGUCACUUCCUGUCAGGGUGCGGCGUCACACGUGCCAUCGAAGAGCUUCGGAGCGGAGCAGCAUCCAGACUGGCCCACAGAGAAGUGGCAAAUAUGGCAACUCCUGUCAUCAGACAGCAUAGACACACUUCCAGAGACUAUGGUGUGAAACACGCUGCUUAAAGGGACAGUUCACCCAAAAGUGAACUUACUGUCAUCAAAAGAAGAUAUUUGAAGGACCCCAUUGGCUUUCAUUGAAUGAGGCAUUUCUCGAGAUAUUUUCUUUUAUGUUCCAAAGAAGAAAAAAAGGCAUACGGGUUUGGAAUGAGUGAAGAAUGACAGAAUGAUCAUUUUUGGGUGAACUGUCCCUUUAAGAACCUUUUAAUUUGUGAGUGAAUUUGAAUUGAAUUAGACACAACACACAGAAUGUUGAAUUAGAAUUUGAAUUGGAAUGAGAGGAGACACCACAAUAUGUUAGCGCAUUGUUUAGAGAUAUUUUUAUAAAAAUAAAAAAUAUAUAUUGAUAUUAAAUUGUUGGAUGAAUAUUUUUAUGUUUUAAGUUUGGGGUCAUUAUGAUUAUUAUUAUUAUUUUUUUUUUCAUAUCUCAAUUUUAAAUUGAUCAAAAGUGACUGUAAAGACGUUUAUAAUGUUACAAAAGAUUUAUAUUUCAAAUAAAUGCUGCUCUUUUGAACUUUCAAUUCAUCUGUGAAUUCUGAAAAAUAAAAUGUAUCACAGUUUCUACAAAAACAUCAAAUCUUUAGAAUUAAUAAUAAUCAGAAAUGUUUCUUGAGCAGCAAAUCAGUAUAUUAGAAUGAUUUCUGAAGGAUCACGUGACACUGAAGAGUCACUGAAAUGAUGCUGAAAAUUCAGCUGCGCAUCACAGAAAUCAAUUACGUUUUAACAGAUAUUCACACAAAAAACAGCUAUUAUGAAUUGUAAUAAUAUUUCACGUUUUGAUCAAAUAAAUGCAGCCUUGGUGAGCAGAAGAGACUUCAUUCCAAAACCAUGUGUUGGGUGUAUGAAAAUUGUAGUAUUAUUAUCAUUGGUAAUUAUACCGAAAAAUUCAAUCCACUAAAUACUCUUUUAGCAGUUAUAUGAAUUACGUCUAAUUCCGUAGAUUGAAAAUCAAAUUGUAAUUCUGUGUGUUGUGGCCAGUUAAGUUCAAAUGAACUGAAAAUAAGCCUUAAAUUCUGAAUUCGCUUCAGUCUCAGUUGAAGCUAAAUUGAAUUUAUAUAUAGAAUAUAUCAAAUAAAUGCAGUUCAGUUCAGUUCUAUUCAGUAGUUUGGUAAUUUCCAAAGACUCAAAUUUUUUGUAGGUGAUUUUAAACACAGCAAACAUUUGCGCUUUGGAGAUUUAAAGAUUCAUUUAGCUUCAUCUGUUAAUAAUGCCUCAUAUUUCCAGCUUUAUCCAUCUUUCAGUCAUCAGUUGAUUUUAUCACUGAUGAUGUUUUAGGAAGUGUUUGACUUCCUGUCGUCACUUCAUAAGGUAACGAGCAUUUCAGAUUAAUUACAGUGCUGCAAACAUACAGAAUGUCAUAUUUACGACAUCCAAUGUAUUUAUUUAUUAAUGUUAUUUAUUAAAUUAGCCACUAGUAUGUUACCACUGUGUAUAAUGUGUAUAAUCACCACAGAAUGAUUUAUUUCAGAGUUAGUUUGUUGCCUCAGUAUUGCUUGAUCUGCAUAAAAUCAAUAAAAAAAAAUUAUCUUCAUCAUAUUCAGAUAUUAAAGUCAAAAUGACUCUUAAUUCAUGUUCCUGGUUUUAUUACCUGUGAUUCAGUGGUGCACAUUAUUCUGAAGAAACAUAUUUAUCUUUAUAUCUUUUUUUUAAUGUAAUAAUUUGCUUUGCCUCUGAAACAACGUUAUUUUUUUGAUUGAUGUUGCUGUAAAUUUCCUCACCCUCGGACCAUUCGAGAUGUAGAUAAGUUUGUUCAUCAGAUUUGGAGAAAUGUAGCAUUGCAUCAGUGUCUCAGCAAUGGAUGCGCUGCAUUCUGACGGCACCCAUUCACUGCAGAGCGUCCACUGCUGAGACACUGAUGCAAUGCUACAUUUCUCCAAAUCUGAUGAAGAAACAAACUCAUCCUAAUCUUGGAGGAUCUGAGGAUGAGCAUCUUUUCAGCUAAUUAUCACUUUUGGGUGAACUAUUCCUUUAAAUUACAACCACAUGAAGAACAAAGCAAUCACAUCCUGUAUAUGAGUUUAUACAUUUAUACGUGAGUUUUAGUUCGUUAUUAUUUUCUCUGUCCGUGUUCUGUUUGAUAUUUGUUGUAUUUGUACAGCCAAGAGCGAUAUAAUGUUGAUCAUUUUAUAAAACAAAUAUAUAUAUAUAUAUAUAUAUUUUGAUAAUCAAUUAUUUUUAUCCGAAUAGUAGGAGAAAGACCAAAAUGCAGAGUGUUUUAGUGACGUUUACUUUGUAUCGAAAGUCUCUUUGUUUUCAUCAUGCAGUUAAUACACAACAACUCUUCCAAGAGCCUUAGAUUGGGUUUUUGGGUUGUGCUUUGUUUUUGUUUUUUGCCUGUAGUCAAAAGCAUCUGUGUUCAGAAACACAAUAAAAUGAA
Onychostoma macrolepis is the source of this 5069-nucleotide messenger RNA. Its product is annotated as rho GTPase-activating protein 6. The coding region runs from base 243 to 2684 and encodes 813 amino acids. Gene Ontology annotation, biological process: signal transduction. The transcript is spliced from 13 exons. The record is from RefSeq and is a predicted model, not a curated record. NCBI's taxonomy places the organism in Eukaryota, Metazoa, Chordata, Actinopteri, Cypriniformes, Cyprinidae.